AUGGGGACCGCGCCCCACUCCAGCCGAGGAGUGGUGGGGGAGCAUCAAGAGGCUGGGAAGGAGAGCAAGCCCUGCUCCCUGUCAGUGGACCUGCAGGGAGACAGCUCCUUACAGGCGGAGAUCUCUGAUGCAGUGAGUGAGCAGGACAAGGUGAAAUUCACCAUUCAAACCAAGAGCUGCCUUCCUCACUUCGCCCAGACCAAGUUCUCAGGAGGGCCACAGCGUGAAGAGUUCAUCUGGCUACCCGGAUGCCUCGUCUCCCAGCGCUGUCCCUCCUUUGAGCAGAUCCCUCCAGCUCCUCCAGAGCCAGACUUUGAGGCUUCAAGGGAAAAGCUGCAGAAGUUGGGUGAGAAGUUUGGCACUCGGGAAGAUGCCAAAAUGAAGCAGGAGCUCGAAGUGAAGUACCUGGCUAUCUUUAAAAAGACAGUUGUGAUGCAUGAAGUCUUUCUGCAACGCCUGGCACCCCACCCUCUCUGCGAGCAGCAUGUGCCUGGGGUGGGAGGUGCAGAUGCCCACCCCAACAUCACACUCUCCCCACAUGUGCCUCGGCCGAGUGUCCCAGGAAAGAACCGGACGGAGCUCCUUGGGGGUGUCCUGAGGAAUACUGUUAAGUCUAUAGAUGAAGCCCUCGUCCUCGGCACGUCAGGGCUCAAGGAGGUGGGUGACUUUGAGCGUGGGAGAACCCUCCUGCUGGAGUAGCACACCUGCCUUGGGUGCUUGCCUGCCGCAGACUGCGUCAUGCACUCCCAUGAGUGCCUGGCCGAUAGUUCUAUCACUAUCUUGGCUGCACUGAGCAGCCUGUGUGCACAGGAAGUCAACCGGUUAAAAAGAAGCUUCCUUAGAUAGGCAGAGCUCUUUGAAAGACUAAGGAAGCUGGAGGGCCAAGUGACCCCAGAUGAGGAUCUAAGGCUCUCAGACAUGUGGACAUACUACAUGAGAGACUCACAGGCAGCCAAGGACCUGCCAUACUGGCGGCUGCGGGCCCCGGCCAACUAUGAGAAUGCCAGCAAGGCUUUGGAUAAGGCAAGUACCAGCGACCGAGAAAUGCAUUGCCAGAGCCACCAGCGACUGCGCUGCCAACGCUUUGAAUGCCUCUCUGACUCAGACAAGCAGGAACUCAUGGACCUCAAGUCCUGCCACGCCUCCCCUUUCUGCAAGAACCUCAAGCUGGGAGAGCUGGAGCUCCAAGGUGCCAGGGCUAACACCUUGCUUCUCCCGGAACACCUUUUCACCCUCAAGGGGGAGCCUAAGAGCAGCCAGAGGCUGCUCUGGGACAUUAAAUGA
Molecule: messenger RNA, 1284 nt
Organism: Pteronotus mesoamericanus
Lineage: Eukaryota; Metazoa; Chordata; Mammalia; Chiroptera; Mormoopidae
Gene: SNX32
Product: sorting nexin 32
Biological process (GO): retrograde transport, endosome to Golgi
Cellular component (GO): endosome
Molecular function (GO): phosphatidylinositol binding
Source: RefSeq, a predicted model, not a curated record